Messenger RNA from Apis laboriosa (Himalayan honeybee), 1693 nucleotides. RefSeq names its product odorant receptor Or2-like. Gene Ontology annotation, biological process: sensory perception of smell; detection of chemical stimulus involved in sensory perception of smell. The record is from RefSeq and is a predicted model, not a curated record. Bases 329 to 1693 code for a protein of 454 amino acids. NCBI's taxonomy places the organism in Eukaryota, Metazoa, Arthropoda, Insecta, Hymenoptera, Apidae. Gene Ontology annotation, cellular component: plasma membrane. The transcript has 6 exons. Gene Ontology annotation, molecular function: olfactory receptor activity; odorant binding.
UCAGUUCUAUCUAUAUUAUAAAUUUAUUCGAAACGAUCGUAUGAAAUAAUGUUCACGAUAAUAAAUAAAUAUCAAACAUUAUUAAAAGCUAAUAAAAUCGAUACAAAUAUAAUUCUAAUCGCGUGAUACGUUCACACGUCACUUGUUGAAGCGUAUCGCAUCGACUGAUCUCGUUUCGCUCCAAGUCGGUGUCACGCGUCGGUGUCAUUCGUUUAAUUAUGCAUCCCAUCCCUCGAACAAACCUUUAUUUCCCUUAUCACGUAACACUCAAUAUCACCCAAUCCAUAUCCAAUUCGAGACAAAGAAACUUAAAAAAAAAAAGAAAGCGAUGAAUAGUUGUCAACGUCAAUCGACAAGUAACGUCUCGCAUUACGAAGUAACACUUUCUCGAGGAAGGAAAGGGAAGAGGGAAAUGGGGGAAAUUUCGAAAGGGACGAAAAUUGUCGCGAAAGUCGUGACGCAUUCGAAAGACUCGCCGCGUGGCAAAGAUUUCGCUUUGUCGAUGACGGCAUUUUUAAUGAAAAUCGUUGGUCUCUGGUUGGCCAAAAACAAGCAGGAACAACGUAAACGCCAUUUAACGUUGAUGUACACGGUGAUCGCGAUUUUGUUCGGCGUUUGGGUCCAGUUUAGGGACUUUUAUUAUUCGUGGCCCAACUUCGGUAACUGUGCUUAUACAGCUUGCAACAUUCUGUGCCUGAUCAUGGUGUUAUUAAAGUUGUUCGUCCUGUUUGUGCAUAGAAAAGAGUUCAUCGAUCUUCUCGUGUACACGCACGAAAAUUUUUGGCACACCAAUUAUACGCAUAACGAGCUGUUAUUGCUACAAAAUUGCAAGAGAAUUUGUAUGUUGUGCAUCACUUUGAUCAACGUCUGCGCUCAAGGCACGAUCGUCAGCUACGUGUUAACCCCUAUUGUGGAAAAUAUCGGAAGAAACCAUUCAGAUAGAGUUCUUCCAUUUAAUAUGUGGGUUGACCUACCUACGCUAUUUGUAUCACCGUACUAUGAAAUAUUAUUCGUGCUUCAGGUACUUUCUUUGUAUCACGUCGGUGUAUGUUACAUUUGCUUCGACAACCUGUUGUGCCUGAUGAAUCUGCACGCAGCCACCCAAUUUCGUAUUUUACAACACAGAUUAUCGAAUCUGGGUAGCGGAUGGGAUACAAAGCGGUUCAACAAGAUGGAUAGAGAAACGAGAUGGUCAAGUUGCAUGGAAAAUUGUUACGAGACGUUCAAAUUGUGUGUCAAACAGCAUCAGGAUCGAAUCACUUAUUGCCAAAGGCUGAACGAUAUAUUUACGAUCAUAGUGCUUGGCCAUAUACUUGUCUUUAGCUUGUUGAUGUGUCUGGUCGGUUUUCAGGUACUUAUGGCAAAUUCACCACCAACGAGGCGUCUCAUUUUCGUGUUUCACAUAACGGGCAGCCUGUGUCAAUUGUUGCUGUUCACGUACAGCUGCGAUUCUCUGAUACAAGAAAGCACAAAUAUCGGGAGUGCUGUAUACUCUGGCCCUUGGAUAUGCCUGCCAAUGAACAGGAUCGGCAGAACGCUGAGAAGAGAUCUGACAAUGGUCAUAAUAAGAUCGAGAAAGCCUUGCUGUUUGACCGCCAGCAGAUUCUUCCCCGUCUCCCUGGAAACUUGUACCACGGUACUCAGUACAGCGAUGUCAUAUUUCACUUUAAUGAGGCAAUCUUUUGCCAAUUGA